This is a messenger RNA of Zychaea mexicana, 249 nucleotides long. RefSeq lists its product as uncharacterized. The coding region runs from base 1 to 249 and encodes 82 amino acids. Lineage: Eukaryota; Fungi; Mucoromycota; Mucoromycetes; Mucorales; Lichtheimiaceae. The transcript is spliced from 2 exons. The record is from RefSeq and is a predicted model, not a curated record.
AUGAAGACCAACAAAAAAGGAACCGAUGGACAAGCCCAAGGUUCAGCCGACUUGCGAUUUUCUGAUCUGUCAAUAAAUUUCGCAUACAGUGGUUUACGCGAACAGGGCUUGUUGAUCACGGAAAUCAAACCACCUCACAAGAUAAGGACUGGAAGCAGACCAGAUCUGGUGAAGCUCGCCAACGAGAUGAAGGCGUCGAUCGACAAGAUGGUGGAGGAUGGCUGUGAUGACAAAGAUAUAGGCAACUAG